ACGGUCCAUUGGUUUCUUCCAGAUCCAUUAUCAUUUGCCUCUUUGGGACCAAAAAAGGUGAGAUGCCAAAGUAUUGAUGGUACAUUUCUCUAAUAUCUAUGUGGUUGUCACGGUUGCAUCACAUUGUGCCAUAAAUUUAACCAGUACACCCAACAUGUAAUGUGUAUUUUAAAAUGUGUUCAGUUUAAAUGUGUAAAUAUAUGUUUUUCAAUGUAGGUAAAUCAUUAUAGCCUGGUCAUUUGAAUAGCAGCUCCUGAGGCUAAAGAUGUGGGCACUGUUGAUGUACUGUAUUAUUUUUAGAUAUAUUUACAUGUUCUUUGUAAAUGGAUACCUCAGUACCGACUUAUGAUAAUGUCUAGACAGCACUAAAAUACAUUUAGACAGUGGGUUCUCUGCUGUUAGAAAUAUUGUCGUUGCCUGUUGCUGUAGGUGUUGUUUCCUAAUGUGUGAAGGCGGGGACAUGUUUUUGUCCCCACCCAUUGUCACUCAGUGUCAGGUAAGUGAGUUUGGCUGUGACAUUUCAGUGCACGGCAACAAGGCAGACUGCAGGUGAGUUUUCUUCUUCUGUGAGCUACAGGUAAUCAGUAUAGAAGUAGUUUUCAUCUCGUACUUUUAGAUUCCCUGACGAAUGCCAGACAAAGUAAUUAGUGGUAGAUUCAAAAUACCUACAGGAACUCUAACACAUCUUUAUCAGUUCCAUCAGAUUUCCAUUACGUUUUCCUCACCUGUUGUUGUGGCCAAUACUCUGUUAGUAUUGGUUAGCUCAUUCUUAGCCAUUUUUCAAACUAAAAACUACACACACACACACAUAUAUAUAUAUAUGAUAUAUUUUUUCACUUUACUAUUGUCAAAAAAGUCAUGAAAAGUCCAUCACAGUAUUGAACUUUUCCAUCCACACCUUACUUAUCAUUGAACCAUCUUAAUUAUGUUGUGUGAAUUUUACUUUCCUAGAUUUUUAAAUUUUUUUCUAUAGGUGACACGGAUUGAACACAACGUUUUCUGAGACAAUGGACAGGAGUCAGUCGUUAGAAGAACAACAGACUUUAAGCUGGUUCACACAAUCCCACAUUAACUCCAUCAUCAGAAAAGGUAUCAUCCCAGAAUGGUUUCAUGGCGUCAUAUCCAGAAAGAUGGCAGAGGAACUACUAAAGAUCAAGCCUCCGGGUUACUUCCUCAUCAGAGUUAGUGAGAGCAGGGUUGGUUACACUCUGUCUUAUCGAGCCAGCGACCGCUGCAGACAUUUUAUGAUUGACAUACUGGAGGGCGGCCAUUACGUCAUAGUCGGGGAGACUAUGCCCCACCGGUUCCUGCAGGACCUCAUAGACUUUCAUCGUAAAACUCCCAUCAUGCCUUUCAAUGAGGUGUUGACAGUUGCCUGUAAACAAUCUUUAGAUGACAGGAUCAACUAUGCAGAGCUUGUUUUCAACAAAAGACAUCAGAAAUCCAAUGACCUUUUGCCACCAAGCAACCCAAUACAGCCAAAGUGGACAAACAACCAAUCAGAGGAGGAGGUGCCACCUCCACUCCCUUAUCGACAGCAGACUGUGGUCAACUCUGCAGCUCUACAUCCAAGCAGCAAUGAAAACAGACUGUACCCGUCCUUGGAAGAAGAGGUUUCACCCGUGUCUGUGUCAAGGAGUUGGAACAACUCCAGUGCCAAAUAUCCUCCAGCCAAUCAGCCUCCUGAAAUCCCAGCUCGGAACUACAUACCUUCAACAGAGGAUAACCAGACCUAUUUCAGGACCGGCUCUGCACCUGGAAGUCCCUCCAUAUCCAGAGCCAUGGAUCAAUCUACAAAGAGCGACGAUAUGAGGCCCUGGGUGUCAUUCAAUCUGAAGAACCUGAAGAAGAAGUUCAUAAAAAGAAACCCAUCACUGGAGCAUACAUACGCAGAGAUAGCAGAGACACAGGACGUUAAUGAGUACCAGGAGAUCACAGGUGAGUUGAGCACAGGGGGAGCAACAGUUUACUGUGAUCCCCCUGAUGUGACAUUAUCAGAUGGAGUCACACCUUACGAGUACCUGACACCUCCUCCCUUUGCCCCAGGAUACAGAAAAACUUAAGGCUGUAAGACAUAUUAACAGGUUUUGUGUUUUGUACUAAGUACUCUGAUGAAGUUCUCUACGUUUUCUGUACAUUUAAAUCAUGCCAAAUGUUUACACACAUACGUGUUUAGUAAGAAUGAGCCAACUGUCAGAAGUUAGAUGAUAGGUAAAUCAGAAAUGACUCUGCUUUGAAUGCACCACAGCAGGUCUAUCAUCUGUAAAAGGCAGACAACAUAGAAGUUGAAGCAAAAAAA
This is a messenger RNA of Cynoglossus semilaevis (tongue sole), 2299 nucleotides long. It is a transcript of the gene hsh2d, whose product is annotated as hematopoietic SH2 domain containing. Lineage: Eukaryota; Metazoa; Chordata; Actinopteri; Pleuronectiformes; Cynoglossidae. The transcript has 5 exons. The record is from RefSeq and is a predicted model, not a curated record. The coding region runs from base 1008 to 2063 and encodes 351 amino acids. Gene Ontology annotation, cellular component: cytoplasm.